Messenger RNA from Marchantia polymorpha subsp. ruderalis, 4376 nucleotides. The record is from the annotation of a GenBank genome assembly. Lineage: Eukaryota; Viridiplantae; Streptophyta; Marchantiopsida; Marchantiales; Marchantiaceae.
GGUAUGGUCCCUCUGAUUUGACAGGCAGGCAGGUGAGGGCGCAGACAGUUGUGAAAUUGAAGUGGAGGAGAGUUUGAUCCCGUCCCGCGGACGCAAGAGGAGCGGGUGUUUGUUUGGUACGUGCUUGUGUUCGUGUCAUGUUCAUGUUCAUGUUCAUGCUGUUGUUGUGUUGUGGAGAUCGAGGCGCUUUGUAGUCGGGUGUCUUCUGAGGAGCCCAGCGCUGGUGUUUGUACAAAUGUCCUUGAGUUCGAGCGUAUGCUGUGCUAGGGUUUGAGAGAGAAAGGACUCGACAGAGGCGGAUUUUUUGGCGUCUGCUUACCCGCAAUUUUCCCCACGAUUUUGCUGGAUCGUGUUGUCUCUGAGGAGUAGCAAGGUGUGGAAUUGGGCGAGUCGAGGGGUUGCGAAUUCGAGCGAGAAGGUUGGGUCAGUCGGUCAAUCGGAACUGGUCAUCAGACGGAUUCUGCGCGAACCGAUGUCAUCGAAUCGGCUAAUUGAUAACGCUCCUGGAGGCAUAUGCGUGUGAUUUGCGUAUGCUGGAGCGGUGGAAUGCAGCGUGGUCAGAGUUUCGGGAAGCGGAUGGAAAGUGCAGAUUUCAUCUCACAAGAAUCAAUUCCAACUUUAGACUUUCCAUUGCAUUUGGUGGAUAUGAAAUGCCGCGGUUGAUUGUAUUGACGUUUUUCGUAGACGAAGAAGCUUAGGGCAAGAUGUUCCUGUCUGGUAUCCCAGACCUUCUAGAGUGGUCGUUGUCAUAGAAGAGAUGAGGAACGGUUCAUUCAGGUGCUCCAUAUUUCUCGGUCGGACCGGGAAAUAUGUACUGCUGAAUGCUCUGUUCUUCACUUACUUUCCAGUUCUAGAGAGUGACGGUAAGACAAUUUGCGGGGACCAUGACUCGUGGAAUACACAAAUUGCCGAAGGUUGAGAUUCCAGUACACCGUUUGAGACUUUGACCGCUAUGUGAAGACUUUCACAUGCUAUCGAAGAAUAAAAAGGAGGGGCUGCCUCUCAAAGAGAUAAAAUCGGACAACAAAUGGUUCGCUUAUUACAGGGAGAAAUUCGGUGCCUCCUCUGGCACGACCAAUAAAUCGCGGAGGACAUCACGGGCGGAGCCAACUAGCUCACAAAUCGUCAAAGAGAAAGAGAGAGGAAAAGAGAAAGCGCUUGCCAGUAGCAGCCCAGGGCAGCAGAGGGUAUGUAGUAUGAAAGGGAGCGAUUCCAUUGUUUUACCACUGGCUUACAAGAGGAUACCUUACGAGGAAGAGCGCAACAAAAACAGCCCUGUUCGUAUUUUGGGAGGAGGAUUAGGGGGAGGAGGAAACCGUGAGCGGAAGCCUGAGGUUCAAAGAAGUGCAAGCUCUAGAAACCUCGAUAGGGAGGAUUCAAGACGCCGAUCCAGUAUAUCCAAGGAGAUAGACGCGUUGUUUCCUGGGCCCAAAGUUUAUGGUGGCAGAGAUGCCGUAAAGGACCAGAUUGGUUUGCCUGGAGGUCGGAGUACUGUGACUCCUGCGGCUGCCCUCUCCACUACCUCUUCUAAUAGAGACUUACGAAGGAAGUCAGAUUCCAGCGCAUUCGUGCCCGAGCGGUGUAGAGGUGCGGACAAGGCUGACGAGAAGCUUUUGCGUGGCAGAAGAAAGUCAGCGGCGGUUGAUGCUCAAACAUCACUAUCGACUGACACGAACAAUAUCGCAAAACGUUCUCAGAGAAGUGAAAGGCCCUAUGAACUUUCCACCUCUUCCAAGACGCCGUGUAAGCCAAGUAGCAAAAAGCCUGCGAUCUCGAACGUGCCCGAAGUCCCAAUCAUCAUCACAGACUCAUCAUCCUCAGAGAGUUCGCGCGAGUCCGCCGAUAUUGUUGAAAAUCGUAGAGACAAACAUAGAGUCACAGGUGAGACGAACAAUGAUGCGAGCAGCUGUUCUUCAUCAGGAUCUAUCUCUCCCAUUUCUCUCAAUUCCAGGUUGACUGAGAUGAAUCUGGGAUCUGAUCGAGCAAGAAGAUCAUCCGCAUCCGAUGAAAAGUUACCUGUAAGUUCCGAAAAGAAACCGAGUAACUCAUCUAGCUUCGAGAGGGGAAGUCUUAUGAGCACUAGUUCUGGAGAUUCUCGUGCCCCUCGAGACUCUACGCUUGCUAGGAGCCGCUCCGGAAUGGGAGUUGCGGGAUUGGUUGGGCUUAUGAAUGAAGGAAACACGUGCUACCUGAAUAGUUGCUUGCAGUGUUUGGCCCACUCGCUUCCUCUUGCAUCGAGUAUCCAGGGGCCUCUUCAAGAACUUAUGCAGAGGAGGGGGAGUGGUAUGAGAGCAGGUUCUUCCGAGAGGGAUUUCUCUAGUUUGACAGAAUUGCUAGCGUACUCAUUUAGGCAGGUCGUAAGGGAUCUCUGGCAAAGGCCGGCAUUCUCCGCCACAAGUGCCAGGACGUUUCUUCAAUGUGUGCAGGCUUGGGCGCCGCAAUUUGCAGGUCAUUCGCAACAUGAUGCGCAGGAAGUGUUGAGGGCGAUACUUGACGGCCUUCACGAGGCUUUGAACAAGGUUACGACCCCUCCACCUUACAGAGACCUUUACAUCGAGCCGAAGCCUGAAGAAGAGCUUGCUGAUUUGACUUGGAGGUAUCACAAACUAUGUCAGGACUCAAUCAUUCAAGACAUUUUUUGUGGGCAGCUACAAAGCACCAUUGAGUGCUGUACAUGUCAUCGGAAAUCUCACUGUUUCGAUCCAUUUUUGGACCUCUCUCUGCCUUUUCCAAAAAAUGCUGGUGAGUCCAGUAUGAGGGAUCAGUUUAGAGGUGGACAGUCCAGAGCAAGAGUUACUUUGCAAGAUUGCUUGUCAGCGUUCGUUACACCGGAGCAACUGGAAGGCAGCAAUAAAUACUAUUGUCCAAGUUGCAAGGCUCCUCGGACAUCGAUAAAGAAGUUAACACUUUACCGACUGCCUCCCGUCCUUGUGCUUCACAUCAAGCGUUUUUUCAAAUCAGACCGUUAUUCAUACCAAAAAGACGAUACUCCAGUAUAUUACCCACUGAAAGGACUUGACUUAACAGACUUCCUGUCAUCUAGGAGGGUUGGGAGGCAGGGAGUCAUUUAUGACUUGUACGGCGUGUGCUGCCACAUGGGUUCUCUGGGCGGUGGUCAUUACACUGCGCAGUGCAAGAACUGGGAGAACGAUGUGUGGUAUUGCUUCAACGAUUCUUCUGUAUCACCAUUGCAAGAUUCUGCUGUUCUUAGUUCCUCUGCGUACAUACUCUUUUACCAGCAACGGACUUGAUGUGAAUUGUCGAGGAGAUGAAUGGAGCGAACUCCAGUCAGAUCAGAGUAGCAAGAGAUGGGCUGGAUGACUACAAAGGAAGGGUCGAGUUGCAGAUCGCCCGUCAAAAUUAUCUUGUAUAAGGAGAUGUUUGUUAAUGGCCUGCGACGUGUAAUUGUUGAAAUAUCGCCUAACUAGGUUGUAAGCUACCGUGGAAGACUUGCAAGAAGUUUAAAUCUACUUCAGCGCAGAGGAUGUCCAGGGAAUGUACAUGGUGUACACUGAAAACAGUUGUGCCUCUUGGAAUGUGGCCGCUCAAAUCGGAAAAUUUUGUUAGAGAAAGUGUGCUGAUUCGUUUGUAAAGGAGUUCGUAGCCUACUUGCAUAAAUAAUUUGUUGUGUUGGCAAUGUGAGAGCAGGGCUCACCAUCGGCAUUAGGACUGUAGAAUUUAAGUUAAGAAUGAGGAUAGGAUGAUUCUGGAAAAAAAUAGUGACAUCCCUGCUUUUGUGCUUAUUCCAGAUGUGCUCUUUAGUCAAAGUCCUCGACGACGCUGCCACGAUUUAACGAGCAGCCACUGGGGCUUACUGUAUUGUUUGGUCACCUAUUUAACAUACCUUUAGUUAGAGAAUCACCUUACAAUUUCUACCUUCUUUGCACCGAGGGCUCAUGACUCUGAAGCUAAUCUGUAUAGUCUGAAACCUCAUAAGCGAUCCAUGUAAGUGGGGAAGGAGUUCCAUGUGUUCGUUGUUUAAGUUUGACCUCAAUUGAAUGGAUGAAGUCUUUGCUUGCAUAAUGUGGACUUUUAUGGUAUCACUUUUGUCAUCGUCAUAUUUACGGUUUGUUGAAGUGAAAGAUGACCUCCAGGGUUCCCGUGUUUUCCUCUAUUUGCCUCUGUUGUUCUUCGUUGGUUUUACUUUCCCCAGAAAAUGACCAUUGAGACUCAGUUAUCAGAUUGUCAUGAGUUUUACUUUAGUCUAAAUUAUAUUGCGCUUAACAGUAGUCAGUAAGGGCAUUUGGUCUAGUGGUAUGAUUCUUGCUUAGGGUGCAAGAGGUCCCGAGUUCAAUUCUCGGAAUGCCCCUUUUGGUCUCUCCUUGAACGUGUGAGUUCUCGGAAAGCUUUAACCGGAAAUGUGGUCUAGGGAACCU